Molecule: messenger RNA, 393 nt
Organism: Miscanthus lutarioriparius
Lineage: Eukaryota; Viridiplantae; Streptophyta; Magnoliopsida; Poales; Poaceae
Source: the annotation of a GenBank genome assembly
AUGGCGGCAUACCCGUGCGACGGUCCCGGCGUAGGUGCCGCCCACGACGAAGGCCACGCCUACGCAGCCAGGGUUCCGCUGCCGCAGCGCCGGCGCCGGCUCAUCCCCUCCUCCCCUCUGUCCCGCGGGACAGAAGCCCAGCCACCAGAUGUGGUGCAGGAGAAUGACCUACUUUGCGUCGGACAUCACUUAGCAGUCAGAAACAUUGUUGCUCUUCAAUCUUAUCCUGUGAAAGACCUGUGGUUUAAGAGUGAGUCUAAACGAUUUGAUGUGUGCCUCUUCCUUUCUUCAUGCUCCAGUUCAAACAACUAUGCUCCUGUUGCUACGUCGAUCUGGAUCCAAAUUUUGGAUUCUCAAUUAUUCAUACUUACUAUGUCGUUUGCUUAUAUAUAA